Messenger RNA from Penicillium alfredii, 1863 nucleotides. Its product is annotated as DUF4246 domain-containing protein. The record is from RefSeq and is a predicted model, not a curated record. The transcript has 5 exons. Bases 1 to 1863 code for a protein of 620 amino acids. Lineage: Eukaryota; Fungi; Ascomycota; Eurotiomycetes; Eurotiales; Aspergillaceae.
AUGACUCAGGUGGAGGGCUCUGCGCGCUUCGGCUUUAUCUUGCCCUUGGAAUGGGCUGGCGGCGAGAAAUACCAGGACCUUGUUGGAUUUCCUAACGGACUGGAUGCGAAUCAUGUUAGAUACUGGCAUCUUGAUCGGUAUCACACCAAGCGAGACAUCUUGAUGAUGCGGCUUAUGAACAGCGUCACAGAUCAGCCUAACUGGCGUCGAAAGAUCUUCCACCCAAGUUUCAUUUCAGGAUGGUGUGCGAAAUUUGACCAGCUCACCCCGCAUAUCAACUUCAAGGCAAAGAACUGGAUCAUAGAGGAACUACAGUGGCGAGCCGGCCAGCACAGAGAGAGCGGAAUGGUCGAUGCUUUUGACGGCAUCGUGAAAUCCGACACGGCCAUUCCUGAAAAUCUUCGGCGUUCGUUGAUGCAAGCUACUCGCGCACUUGAGGAUGCUGCAGGAUAUGAUAAGAACUACCGUCCUGGCACUGGCAACACGGUGGUUGAUAUUGUGGAUCCAGCCAUGUUUCCAUUCAUCUACGGCCGAAGCGCCUAUUUGCCGGACGGGGUGGUAGGAGUCGAGAACUGCCUCGAUUAUGUUGGCGCAGGAGAGAUGCUCAAGGGAAUCGAAAAAUAUUCGGACCAUAUGCGAAGAUGGUGGGAAUUUGCAGACAAUAUUGGGCAUACUCUUCCCUUCGGGUACCAGUUCGACACUUCGGUCCAAUACACCAGGGAAAACAGAGCCCCCUUCAAGUUCCGCGACAUGCCCACACCUAAGUUCCAGUGUCUUCCAUGCGAUGUUUCAUUUUCUGACGAUGGGUGCCACAUCGAGUCCUAUAUCAACAACAUACACCCGCAGCAGCACAAAGACCUGUACAAAGCCAUCGAGAAGAUACUCACAUGCACGAUUCCUCUCUGGGACGCGGUUCUUUCUCAGCUGGGGCCUGAUUUUAAAAGAGUUCAAUAUCGAGGAUUCGGUAAUCCUCAUUUCCAUCAAGAUCGACCUGAGUUUGGCAGUGACUCUUUCUGGGACGAGGACCAUAUCCGCAAGGCCCUCAAAGGGCAAGGGCAAGAUACGUUUGAGUCAUACAAGCACCAGGUCAAAUUACGCGAAAACUUCCAUGAUACAGGCCUGCAGGUCAUCGUGAAGAUGGUCAACGUUGAGCUGACCCCCGACAACCCAGUGCGCAUGGGAGAAUUGUGGCAUUUGGAAGGACAGCCCAAUGAGUACAUUUGCGCGACCGCGGUGUACUGCUACGACAUGGACAACAUCACACCGAGUGGCCUUGACUUUCGACAUAUUCAACCAUGUUUUUUGGACUGCUGCUACAACAAGGAAUAUCGGGGAUGGUAUUACAGCCCGAUAGAUACAUAUGACCGUUAUUGGCCGUGGUGCGAUGGCAUCGACAAAACAUUUGGCUUUCCGUUCGACGAGGAGCGCUGCUCAAAAGUCUAUGAUAACUUCUACAGCAGCAAUAUAACCCGGUACCUCGGACGGGUCCUCAACUCACCAGGACGACUUACCGUUUAUCCAAACAUCUUCGAGAACCAGCACUCCGGUUUUUUACUGGCAGACAGAUCCAGGCCUGGACAUUGCAAGACCCUCGUUUUUUCUCUUGUGGAUCCGCAUAUCCGCAUCAUUUCCUCGGCCAAUGUUCCUCCGCAGAGAAAGGACUGGUGGGAAGAGCGUGAGCAGUUGGUCGUACAGCUGCUGUAUGGGAGGCUGCCGGUUGAACUGGCAGACAUGAUUAGUGCCCAGCACACCGAUUUCGGAAUAGAUUUAGAGGAAGCGAAAACCAAUCGGCUCCAUUUUAUGAGCCAGAGAAAACCCGUCGAGUUUUUCCACCGUGGAGGAUGGAAUUGUCGUCUGCCUUGA